Molecule: messenger RNA, 4059 nt
Organism: Papilio machaon (common yellow swallowtail)
Lineage: Eukaryota; Metazoa; Arthropoda; Insecta; Lepidoptera; Papilionidae
Gene: alpha-Man-IIa
Product: alpha-mannosidase 2
Exons: 20
Coding region: 194-3676 (1160 amino acids)
Biological process (GO): mannose metabolic process; protein deglycosylation; N-glycan processing
Cellular component (GO): Golgi membrane
Molecular function (GO): alpha-mannosidase activity; carbohydrate binding
Source: RefSeq, a predicted model, not a curated record
AAUAAAUUAAAUUUGGUUGGCACGAUUUUGUAAAGAUUAUCACAAAUGAAAUCGUAAAUAUUAGUGGGAUAAAGAAAAAUAAACAACUGGUUUUAUAAAACAAGUUUUGUAAAACCAAAAUACUCCAUGAUUAAAUUUAAUGAACUUAUUUCUUGUUGAUUACGGGGUACUGUUGGUCUGACUGACUUUCAAAAUGAGGAUAAGAAGAUUGUCUGCAGUUUUCUGGGCGACUUGUAUAAUUGCCUUCAUUUUCAUUUUAUAUGUCGUCACCGACUUAAGUUUUAAGUUGCCAAGUAUAAAGCCGGUUGUAGUGGACGUUGACAAUAAAUGGACAUCAUUUGAGUCUAAAUUACUACACUUGGAGAAAGAGCUCAACGAACAUCAUGCAGUUGUUGGUGAAAUCAAGACUGCUGUAGAGCAGAUUGUUGAAAAGUCACAUGAGGUUUAUGUGCAACCAAAAAGACUGAGAACACCAAAAAGAGAGAAUAAAAUCAGAGAAUUUAAAGUUGUGGGAGAUGAACCUCCAAAAAUGCGUAUAAAGUUGAAUGCCUCGACAUGUCCUAUAAACCAGGCAACAUCGAAGACAGAUAUCCAGAUGCUUUCAAUGUAUGAAAGGAUAAUGUUUGAUGAUAAAGAUGGUGGUGUGUGGAAACAAGGAUGGGAAAUUGAAUAUAAAGAUGAGCAAUGGAAUCAGAAAAACAAGUUGAAAGUGUUCAUUGUACCACAUUCACAUAAUGAUCCAGGUUGGAUCAAAACAUUUGAAAACUAUUAUAAAACACAAACAAAGGCAAUCUUUACAAAUAUGAUGGAAAAGUUAAUAGAAGGUGUUGGAAGGAAGUUCAUUUGGGCCGAAAUCAGUUAUCUUUCAUUGUGGUGGAAUUCUGAUGCUACUGAGAAAGAAAAAUCUAUUUUCCAAAGAUUACUGAAUUCAGGCCAGUUAGAAAUUGUAACAGGAGGCUGGGUUAUGAAUGAUGAAGCAAAUUCACAUUGGAUUUCAAUCAUACAGCAACUCACAACAGGUCAUCAGUGGCUUAUGGACCAAUUUGGGUAUAUACCAAAGAAUGCCUGGUCAAUAGAUCCAUUCGGUUACUCCAGUGCACAACCAUAUUUAUUAAAGUUGGCAGGCUUUGAGAAUUCUGUGAUACAAAGGGUUCAUUACAGAGUUAAGAAAGAAUUAGCCUUGAAUAGACAGUUGGAGUUCAAAUGGCGUCAGUUAUGGGAUGGUAAUGGUAAAACAGACAUGUUUACUCACUUGAUGCCUUUCUAUUCUUAUGAUAUACCUCAUUCUUGUGGACCAGACCCUAAGAUAUGUUGUCAAUUUGAUUUCAAAAGAUUGCCCGGCAAUGGUGUGACUUGUCCUUGGGGAAUAGCGCCUAGGAAAAUUAUACAGAAAAAUGUAGCUGAAAGGGCAUUCUUGAUACUGGAUCAAUGGCGUAAGAAGGCACAACUGUACCGCAGUAAUGUGCUCAUGUUCCCUCUGGGUGAUGACUUCCGCUACGACCGCGCCAACGAGUGGGACAACCAGUAUCAGAAUUAUGAGGCUAUUAUUGAUUAUAUUAACAAUAAGGAUUCUUGGAAUGCUGAGGUACAAUUUGGUACACUUGAAGACUAUUUCAAGGCAGUUCACGAGGAAGUAAAGAUGUCAGACUUCCCGGUGUUGUCCGGUGACUUCUUUACAUAUGCAGAUAGGAAUCAGCACUACUGGAGCGGGUAUUACACGUCCAGACCAUUUUAUAAGAACAUGGAUAGAGUUCUUAUGGCAUAUGUUAGGGCAGCAGAAAUAAUAACAGCGCAGGCGUGUUCAAGUCAGGCGGUGAGUUACAUAAUGUCGCUGCAGCUGCGGGACCGCGUGGAGCAAGCUCGCCGCGCGCUCGCACUCUUCCAGCAUCACGACGGCGUCACCGGCACCUCACGCGACGAGGUCCGCGAGGACUAUGCCAAGAAAAUGUUACAAGCUAUAAAAUACAGUCAGUCAGCAAUCCAACAGGCCGCUUACUAUCUACUCAAACAACCAGCCAUAUUGGAGCAGACGCAAGAAGAUAUUUACUUUGAUGUGGACGACAUCUGGAGGAAACACGACGAAAUACCAUCUCGCAUCACAAUAGCUUUAGACGCCAUGUCUCCCUCACGAAGACUGGUGUUUUAUAACGCGCUGGCGUUUAGAAGACAGGAGAUUGUCACUGUGCUCGUCUCUACGCCGCAUGUUGAGGUUUUCGACCCCGAAGGCAAUCCGAUAAUGUCUCAAGUAUCGCCGGUUGUCUCUGGCGAGCGUCGUCUCGGGUUCGCAGCCAACAAGUUCCAGCUCUCCUUCCCUGUUACCGUCGAUCCUCUCGCACUCACAGUAUAUUCCGUCUCACUCAGAGACAGCAUGAGUAUCAAUAAAUAUACUUCAUUCUCUAAAGUCCGCAUCUACAACGCCGACUACUGGAACGUGGACUUGCCCAAGAUGUUCGCAGUAGAACAGCCCACAGAGCGGCUGGCGGAUGACAUCACAUACCGCGCAGGUGAUAGCACACGAGUUGUCACCAACAUGAACGGACUCAUCAAAGCUAUCAUCCCACCAGGCGGCGCCACUGUGCCCGUCCAUAUGGACUUCGCUCACUACGACAGCCAGCGGACGUUAGACAACAAUAGUGGGGCGUAUCUGUUCAUCCCGUCGGGCCCCGCAGAGCCCUUCACGCCGGAGCCCUACCCUGAAAUAGUGGUCACCGAAGGACCCUUUAAGGCCACCCUAUACACCGCCCUCGUCAGCCCUAAAGCUGCUGAAGUCAUGUUAGCGAUAUCAGUAUAUAAUAACCCGUCGUUGCCUCAAGGCGAGGUGGAGAUAUGCAACACCUUCCUCAUAGACCCUCAAGCUGAUGAUUACGAGCUCGCUAUGAGAUUCUCUACAGGCAUCAAGAAUGGAGAUGUCUUCUAUACUGAUCUGAAUGGCAUGCAGAUGAUAAAGCGACGCUACUUCGAGAAGUUGCCGCUGCAGGCAAACUUCUACCCGCUGCCGGCCGCAGCUUACAUAGAGGAUGAGAGCGCACGUCUCACUCUGCUCACCUCCACCGCGCUCGGCUUCGCCGCGCUGCAACCUGGACAGAUUGAGGUGAUGCAAGACAGACGGCUGACGAGAGAUGACAACCGCGGUGUGAACCAGGGAGUGCUCGACAAUGUGCGCACGCGACACACAUUCAGACUGAUUGUUGAACAUGCUGUACCCUGCCAGCGUCCGUCAUCAAGCGCAGUGAGCGGGCAGCUGUCGCUGGGCGCGCACGUGUCCCAGCAGCUGCUGCAGCAACCACUGCUGCGCCUGCACCACGCUGCUGACGAGAACACACCGCGCCCCUCGUACUCGCGCUCCAUUGUCAACGCCGCGGACAUCGUCCUCGCCACAUUUAAUGCACACGUUACCUCAAAGGACAAGGAGGGCAGGUCAAUGCAUGGUAUGGGUGUCACCCUGCAGCGGGUCCACCUCGACUCCUGCUACGGCAACAAGUCCAUCGCCACAUCGUAUCCCGUCGGUGAUGGACAAAUUCGCCUGUCAGACAUGUUGGAUGUGUCAUCAGAGCGCGUAUAUGACAGCUCUCUUACUUGGGUGCGCAUGCGCAGCAUCCUACCCGACGGUGUCAUCACACUCUGUCCUAUGGAGAUACGAUCCGUCUUCCUCAACCAGACACUCAAACGAGUCUGAAUAAUUUGAACUACAUUCUUAUAACUACAGUGCGAUUAAAUUAUUUGGCCCGAUGAGAGCCGCUUUUAAUGUGGUGAAAUGUGAAAUGUUUAUUUAGACACAGAAAAUUACAUACAAGGAUUUUGCAUUUGACAUUAACAGGAGGGCGCUAAAGCGAAAUUGUAAUUUAGUUCUCACGUGGCCACCGGGUCAGAUAAGUUAAUAGGUCUAUAAUGGUGUCAUCUAAAUUUGACAAUAGUGUGCAUUAAAAUAACAGAUGUUAUCGUUGUAUAAUGCGGGACGUAUGCAUUUGUUGACAGAUUUAUUUUUCAACACUUAUUUGUGUAUACACCCGUCACCCACGCGUUGUAGCCGCGGCGAUGCGUUAAGCGAUAUAUCUAUAU